Molecule: messenger RNA, 1397 nt
Organism: Cucurbita maxima (winter squash)
Lineage: Eukaryota; Viridiplantae; Streptophyta; Magnoliopsida; Cucurbitales; Cucurbitaceae
Product: probable transcription factor KAN2
Exons: 6
Coding region: 157-1329 (390 amino acids)
Biological process (GO): abaxial cell fate specification; regulation of DNA-templated transcription
Cellular component (GO): nucleus
Molecular function (GO): transcription cis-regulatory region binding
Source: RefSeq, a predicted model, not a curated record
CCAAAUCUCUCUCUUUCUCUCCCAAAUCUCUGCCACUACUCUCUUAAAUUUGAUAAAAACCCCCUCUUCAAAGAACACCAGAAAUCUCUCUCUCUCUCUCUCUCUCUCUCUCUCUCUCUCUCUCUCUCAUCAGUUGAAGAAGAAGAAGAAGAAGAAAUGGAACUGUUUGGAGGGCAACCAGACUUAUCUCUUCAAAUUAGGCCUCCAAAUUCAAAACCCUCUUCCAAGGGAAGCUGGAGAACACAGCAACCCAUUUCCUCUAUUCCUUCACACAACCCUCUGGAUUUCCUCUUUUUCAAUAACUUCCCUUCUUCUUCUUCUUCUUCUUCUUCUUCUUCUUCUUCUUCUUCUAAUUUUGGCCCUUCUCUUUCUAAUCCUAAUCCCUCCCAUUUCCUCCACCACCAUCUCCUCCCCGCAGCUACCAAUGUCGGUGGUGGUGGUGGCGGCGGAGUUUUCCACGGUCAUCCCCGUGAUCUUCAUCAUCAAGGCCUUGGAUUCUCGACACCCAUUAGGGGAAUUCCCGUCUAUCAAAACCCUCCUUCCUCUUCUUCUUCUUCCUCUUCUUACCCGAUAUUUGGGAGUGGCGGUGGCGGCGGCGGUGGUGGCAUUCAAUUUAACUACAACGCCCUUCGAUCGAGAUUAUUGGCGAGGUUUCCAGCCAAACGGAGUAUCCGUUCGCCGAGAAUGAGGUGGACUACCACUCUCCAUGCUCGUUUUGUUCAUGUUGUUGAGUUUUUAGGUGGCCAUGAAAGAGCCACACCCAAAUCAGUUCUUGAGCUCAUGGACGUCAAAGAUCUCACCUUGGCUCAUGUCAAGUCCCAUUUGCAGAUGUAUAGAACGGUAAAGACCACUGACAAAGCUGCUGCUGCUGUAGCUUCUUCCGGUUACGAUAUAAAUGUAGGGAAUUCGGAAGUUUACGAUCAAAAUAGGUCAUCGAGAGAUACAACAACAAAAGAUACAACGUACGAAAACGAGAAGUCAUCAAGAACAAGACUUAACACUCCGACCACUGAUUCUCCUCGGCAUCAACUCUCGCCAUCCUUCCACCAAGAAUUUCGUAAAACCGUCAAUGGAGAACAAGAUCAUCGUCGUACUCACACCGACCUUCCUGCCUUAUGGAGUAAUUCUUCGAGUAGAGAAGCUUUAUUCCAAGGCAUUAUUCCAAAGGAUUCCUCAGACAACCAGGCCUCUCAGCUUGAUCAGAGAUAUUUGGAAGACAAGAGCUCAAGCCAUGAAAGAACAUCAGAUGGAAGCUCACUGACAAAUCUUUCAGCUGGAACCAGCCCACAAAAACCCAAUUUGGAAUUCACUUUAGGAAUAUCCAUUUAGAAUUUAUUAUUAUUAUUAUUAUUAUUAUUAUUAUUAUUAUUUGUAAUAAAAAUUUACCAGAAGAGAAA